GGAUCGAGCCUCGGUUUGGUUGAGGGAGCCGGUUUGCACGCGCGUUCUUUCCCUCGCGCUUCCGUUGGCAGGAAGCUCUUGUCAGUUGGUGAAAUUGAGAUCAAGGGCGGAUGUGUUAGAGGAACGGUUUCUUCUUCAGUAUUAUAGAUUAUACUAUAUCCAGUUACCUAAAGAAUAUAUAAAAACUUUUUCCGUCGCCAUUGUGAGGACUGCACACUCUAUGCGCCGUGAUAUUAUAAAAAAAAAGUUAAUUGGACUUGAGACUUUUUUGGAUUGAGUUUUAAGCAAAAGGGGAGGGAACCAUCAUUGUAUUUGUUCCCUUUCUGCACCUGCUAUGAUUGCAAUUCGGAAUCAGUUGCAAAAAGAUGUUUUCACACCGCAAGAAGAGAGGUUGCUGGGUUUGGUGUUCGUCUGGAAACCGGGAAAAAAACGAAAAAACUGCAUUUUGUGCGCCGCAGUGUCAACUGAUCGUCCAUAUCAGGCUUCUCUUGUGAAAUUUAAAAAAGCUGAUAAAGGUGAUGUGUACAAACAAGUGGCAUGGUGGUCAUUUGAGGAUCUGCUGGCAGUUGACGGAAAGGAUGCAGACAAGGAUAAUCCGGAAUUUGAUUUGCAGUUUGAUAAAGUAUACAAGUGGAUCGCCGGUAAUUCUGGAGAGAAAAAUAACUUUAUGUCCUGUCUCUUCAAGCUCAAUCGUCGUUAUCUACACAACAGAAUUAAGUUUGUAAACGUCAGUUCUCACAUUUUGGAAGAGAGCCUGCGUCCUCCAAUGGAACAGCGAGCAAGAAGACCAGUUGAAGAGGAAGAAGGAAUUGGUGUUUAUCAAGAAUUAUCAUCAAAAGAGGCAUUUGAUAUUGAGAAAUUAAUGGAACAGUUUGAUGAGUCUAUUUCCAAUUCAGAAGCUUUUGCAGAGAAAAUGAGCAAAGAUCUCCAUGUGUUAGAUGAGGCAAACAUACGAUCAAUCAUUGUGUCUGAGAAGCAAGUAACUGAAAUGAUGGAACUAAUUGAUGUGGGUCUCGUUGAAGUGAAAAACAUUGAGCAGACCCUUCAAACCUACGAAGAGCUGCUGCAGAGUGUUAAAGAACAGAUGGACCAUAUUCAUCAAAGCAAUUAUCAAUUACAAGUCAUUGAUUGUAACCAACAAAAACUUUUAGAGGAAGUCAUUUUUCUUGUGCACGAGCUGGACCUUGCUAAAGAACAUCAGCAUGCAUUAAGAAAUGGUGAUCUAUCCACACCUGAGAGUUUACAGGCUUGCAUUGCUGCUGUUGAAGCUCUGAAUAAUUGCAUGAAUGUUAGGUUACUUCCAGGGCAUCGGAAACUGCAAAGUGUGGUAGAACAAUUAAUAAAGUUUGAAAACUUGCGGCAGCUAUUUGAAAGUCGAUUCAUACGGCAUAUUAACGCUAUGUUUGUAUUACAGGGAAAUGAGCAAAGCAUUAGCUUGAUGCAACAAUCUGGAGAGCUAAUCUUUCCCAACCAUAAGCUUUAUCAGGAUGAAUUAUUGCCAUAUAGCCCUCUAAUGGCUUGGAUAAAAAACAACAGCCCUGCUAUUUUUGCUGAUUUAUCUAAGGUAUAUGCAGAAAACAUUAGAAAACUUUAUGACAAACAAACCAAAGAAUUUUUUGAUCUGGUGAAGUUUAGACUGACUGGAAUAAAAGAAGGCAUGAGAUUCAGAAUUCAGGAAAGUUUUGAAAAGCUGACUGCUUCUACAUCCAAUCUGCAGAAAACACUUUUCAGAAAUUCUUUGUAUGAGCAUUUAGGAUCAGAAACUGACCUUGCAGAUCGUGGAAUGACGGACAAGGCAAAGGACGAACAGGACAGAGAAUGGAGCAUUUCUACAUUUUGUACGCAGAUGAUAGAUCAGGUAUUAGCAGAACUGGAACCCAUAUGCAUUGCAGAGGAGGAAUUUAUCACCAAAUUCUUUAUGUUGACAGAGGACACGUGCAGUGAAACACCACAGUUGCUGGGGAGUAGAAGUGAUCUCGUUCUUACAGUUAACCAAGACUCAGCAGAGAGAGUACGGAUUUAUCGGAGUGCUGCAGAGCAGGAAGAUUCUGGUAUAAGCAGUAAAAGAAAAAUGAUGAGUGAAAUUUUCAGCACUCUUGAACUAGAUCUAAAGGGGUUUGUGAAUCUAUGUGAUAAGAUCAACCCUUCCAACUCCUUGCAUUUACUGGUAAUAGUGAGCCAGCGAGCACUGAUAGCUCAAGAUUGCGAUCCUUCUUCUUUUCUCAAAUCUACAUUUGGAAACAUUCUGGUGCAUGUUAAACGCAACUUCGACAAAUGCAUUUCUGCUUUGUGCAAGCAAAUGGAAGAAGCUAAGGUCCCAAAGAAGACUAAGAUUGGCAUUCUACCAUUUGUUAUUGGAUUUGAGGAGUUUGUAACUGUUGCCGAAGCUAUCUUUAAGAAUGCUGAGAGAAGAGGUGAUCUGGAUAAAGCUUACAAUAAAGUAAUUGCAGCAGUCUUCGCCAGUGUUGAAAAUAUUGCUUCAAUGAACCUGAAAACCCCACCAGAUGUGGUUAUAAUGGAGAAUUUUCAUCAUAUUUACUGCUUCCUUUCCGAAUUGAAAAUCCACAGUCUUGAAGAUAGAAAAAAGGAAGCCGCCCAACAAUAUUCAGAACACCGUGAUCUCUAUGUUACUAAAUACCUGGGGCAGCCUUUGGAGAAACUAAAUAUCUUUUUUGAUGGGGUCAAGGCUCGUAUUGCACAGGGUGUCAAAGAGGAUGAAGUUAGCUAUCAUCUGGCAUUUAGCAAACAGGAGCUGAGGAAGGUGAUUGAGAAAUACCAAGGCAAAGAGGUGAAGAAGGCUCUGGAAAACCUCUACAAAAAAGUUGUCAAGCAUCUAAGUGAAGAAGGAAACCUUUUACAGGUAGUGUGGUAUACUAUGCAAGGAGAGUUUGUUCGCCAGUACAAGGAGUUUGAAGAAAUGAUUGCUCAAUGUUAUCCUGGCUCUGGCAUAACCAUGAAUUUCAGUAUUGAGGAUAUUCUGCAGUAUUUCUUGGAUAUAACAAAGGCAAUCUAACAACCAACUGUUUAAUAUUUUAUGCAGCUCUUAUUCAAACAUGAAAUGGGCUAAAUGGUCAUAAUAGAUUUGGAACCUUUAUACAGUUAAGUUGUGAAAAAUUUCAAGAUAUCUCAAACCCAAAGUUGUGAUUUUAUGUAACUAAACCAGAACACCACUGUAAAGUAAUCAUUUUUAAUUAUUAAAGGAACACCUUGCUUGA
Messenger RNA from Carcharodon carcharias (great white shark), 3215 nucleotides. Its product is annotated as exocyst complex component 1-like. Gene Ontology annotation, molecular function: phosphatidylinositol-4,5-bisphosphate binding. NCBI's taxonomy places the organism in Eukaryota, Metazoa, Chordata, Chondrichthyes, Lamniformes, Lamnidae. The record is from RefSeq and is a predicted model, not a curated record. Gene Ontology annotation, cellular component: plasma membrane; exocyst. Gene Ontology annotation, biological process: exocytosis; Golgi to plasma membrane transport. The coding region runs from base 335 to 3013 and encodes 892 amino acids. The transcript has 18 exons.